UUGUGGGCGGGGCCAGACGGUUCCGAGGGGGAUCUCAGCGCAGCCAAUCCAGACUCGAGGAUUGUGUUGGGGCGCCUGGUGGGGGUGUCCCGACCUCCCCCCCUUUCCUGGCAUCCUGGAGGAUGACCCCGGUGCCAGGCCCGGCGCUGGCCGCCUGAUGCCGAGCAGACCCAGCCGGGGAUGCUGGAACCAAGGGCGUUGCUAUGGCAACGGGAGGCAGGGCCUGGGGGGGGGACCGGGCCCGGGCUGGGGCUGGGGGGGCCGGUGGUGGCUGUGGCGGGGCGAUGGCGGAGCGCGGCCCGGCCUUCUGUGGCCUCUAUGACACCUCUUCACUGCUUCAGUACUGCAAUGAUGACAAUUUGUCUGGCACGAGCGGCAUGGAGGUGGACGACCGCGUGUCGGCGCUGGAGCAGCGGCUGCAGCUGCAGGAGGACGAGCUGGCUGUCCUAAAGGCGGCGCUGGCGGACGCGCUGCGGCGCCUGCGGGCGUGCGAGGAGCAGGGCGCAGCUCUGCGCGCGCGGAGCACCCCCAAAGGCCGGGCCCCCCCGCGUCUGGGCACCACCGCCUCAGUGUGUCAGCUCUUGAAAGGUCUUCCCACCAGGACGCCCCUCAAUGGCUCGGGACCCCCGCGACGCAUGGGCGGCUAUGCCACGUCCCCUUCAUCUCCCAAGAAAGAGGCGAACUCUGGGCGCAGUGCCCGCCACUACCUGUCACCGGAGCGCCUGGCCUCUGUGCGUCGCGAGGACCCCCGCAGCCGCACCACCUCCUCCAGCAGCAACUGCAGCACCAAAAAGGAAGGCAAAACCAAAGAAGUUAUCUUUAGCAUGGAGGAAGGCUCCGUGAAAAUGUUCCUGAGGGGCCGCCCUGUGCCCAUGCUCAUCCCGGACGAGCUGACGCCCACCUAUAGCCUGGAAACGCGCUCUGAGCUUCCCGCAGCCCGCCUCAAGCUGGACUGGGUCUAUGGCUACCGCGGGCGAGACUGCCGGGCCAACCUUUACCUGCUGCCCACCGGGGAGAUCGUGUACUUCUCGGCCUCCGUGGCCGUGCUGUACAGCGUCGAGGAGCAGAGGCAGCGCCACUACCUGGGACACAACGAUGACAUCAAAUGCCUGGCGGUCCACCCAGAUAUGGUCACCAUCGCCACGGGACAGGUGGCCGGCACCACCAAGGAGGGGAAGCUUCUGCCACCCCACGUGCGCGUCUGGGACUCAGUUUCCCUCUCGACCUUACACGUGCUAGGCCUGGGGGUGUUUGACAGAGCCGUGUGCUGUGUGGGCUUUUCCAAAUCUAAUGGGGGCAACCUGCUCUGUGCGGUGGAUGACUCCAAUGACCACAUGCUCUCCGUGUGGGACUGGGCCAAGGAGUCCAAGCUGGUGGACAGCAAGUGCUCCAACGAGGCUGUGCUGGUAGCCACCUUCCACCCCACAGACCCCUCUGUGCUCAUCACGUGUGGCAAAUCCCAUAUCUACUUCUGGAUCCUGGAGGGAGGCAGCUUGAGUAAGAGGCAGGGCCUCUUUGAGAAACAUGAGAAGCCGAAGUACGUGCUGUGUGUGGCCUUCCUGGAGGGUGGCGAUGUGGUCACUGGGGACUCUGGGGGGAACCUCUAUGUCUGGGGCAAAGGUGGGAACCGCAUCACACAGGCCGUGGUAGGCGCCCAUGACGGUGGCGUGUUCGGGCUCUGCGCCCUGCGGGACGGGACGCUGGUGUCCGGAGGUGGCCGAGACCGAAGGGUGGUCCUCUGGGGUUCGGACUACAGCAAGCUGCAGGAAGUAGAGGUCCCUGAGGACUUUGGCCCCGUGCGUACCGUGGCAGAGGGCCGGGGAGACACGCUGUAUGUGGGGACCACCCGCAACUCCAUCCUGCAGGGCUCAGUGCACAUGGGCUUCUCACUGCUUGUCCAGGGCCACAUGGAAGAGCUGUGGGGGCUGGCCACGCACCCCAGCCAGGCACAGUUUGUGACAUGCGGGCAGGAUAAGCAGGUGCAUCUGUGGAGCGCAGAGUCCCAUCAGCCCCUGUGGAGCAGGAGUAUUGAGGACCCGGCCCGCUCUGCUGGCUUCCAUCCCAGUGGUGGGGUCCUGGCUGUAGGCACAGUGACAGGCAGAUGGCUGCUGCUGGACACAGAGACCCACGACCUGGUGGCUAUCCACACUGAUGGCAACGAACAGAUCUCAGUGGUCAGCUUCUCCCCAGACGGGGCGUACCUGGCCGUGGGCUCCCACGACAACUUGGUGUACGUGUACACGGUGGACCAGGGUGGCCGCAAGGUCAGCCGCCUGGGCAAGUGCACGGGCCAUUCUAGUUUUAUCACUCACCUGGAUUGGGCCCAGGACAGCAGCUGCUUUGUUACCAACUCCGGGGACUAUGAGAUUCUCUACUGGGAUGCAGCUACCUGUAAACAGAUCACCUGUGCUGAAGCUGUGAGGAAUGUGGAAUGGGCUACAGCCACUUGUGUCCUGGGAUUUGGGGUAUUUGGGAUCUGGUCCGAGGGAGCUGAUGGCACCGACAUCAAUGCUGUGGCACGCUCCCAUGAUGGAAAGUUGCUGGCUUCCGCUGAUGACUUUGGCAAAGUCCACCUGUUCAGCUACCCCUGCUGUCAACCUCGAGCACUUAGCCACAAGUAUGGUGGACACAGCAGCCACGUGACAAAUGUGGCCUUCCUGUGGGAUGACAGCAUGGCCCUGACCACAGGGGGAAAGGAUACCAGCGUGCUGCAGUGGCGGGUGGUCUGAGGGGAGGCUGGGGCUGGAGUUCUAUUUUCGGGAGAUGUCUAUUGCCGAGUAGAGUAAUAUAUACCCAGAGUUUGUCUAUAGCAGAGAAAGUUAUGGGGGUGGGAGGGCGGACUGUCAGGCUGUUUACCCAGGGAGGGAGGAAGGGUUGAAGUUACUUUGGGGGAGUCGUGAGAAUAUUUGCUUUGGUGUGGUUUCUUUUUAAGUUCCUUCUUUUAUAUCACCCAGAAAUAAAGACACGUGCACUGAA
Messenger RNA from Erinaceus europaeus (western European hedgehog), 2976 nucleotides. RefSeq names its product EMAP like 2 (gene EML2). Gene Ontology annotation, molecular function: microtubule binding. NCBI's taxonomy places the organism in Eukaryota, Metazoa, Chordata, Mammalia, Eulipotyphla, Erinaceidae. The transcript has 22 exons. Gene Ontology annotation, biological process: microtubule cytoskeleton organization. Gene Ontology annotation, cellular component: mitotic spindle. The record is from RefSeq and is a predicted model, not a curated record. Bases 204 to 2729 code for a protein of 841 amino acids.